Messenger RNA from Cetraspora pellucida, 934 nucleotides. Lineage: Eukaryota; Fungi; Glomeromycota; Glomeromycetes; Diversisporales; Gigasporaceae. The record is from the annotation of a GenBank genome assembly.
UUAAUUAAAGAACAUGAAAUCGAACCAGUUACUUAUACUCCAAAAGAAACAAUAUCAACGACGGCUUAUUUGCUUUACAGCUCUGGAACUACUGGAAAACCGAAAGGUGUUGAAAUCACACAUAGGAAUUUGGUUGCUGGUUUAGUGCAAUUUAGAGAAUUUGAAAAGGAUAUCAGUUCACACAGCAUUCUCAUGGGUGUUAUGGGUUCCACAGCUGUUACUCUACCUAAUUUCGAUGUUAAAACAUUUUGCUGUUGUAUUCAAAAGCACAAAAUCAAUUACAUUCACGCCACACCACCGAUUAUAAUUAGACUUGUGAAAGAUCCAAUUGCCAAAAUAUAUGACCUAUCAAGCGUUAAGAUUAUUGUAUCUGCAGCAGCGCCGUUAGGAUAUGAACUAGAAUGUGUAUUUUUUAAUAUCUUUAAUGUUCCAAUUAAGCAGGCUUUUGGUCUUACGGAAGCGAUGUCACACUAUUCUGAUUCAAAAAAUUCUGUCUCAGGUUCCUGUGGGAUGCUCUUACCAAAUAUGAAUGCAAAAAUAUUAUCUGAUGAUGGUCAUGAAUUGGGACCUAAUGAUCCUGGUGAACUAUGCAUUCGUGGGCCAACUGUCAUGAAGGGUUAUCUCAAGAACAAGGAUGCUACGGAUGCCGCCUUUGACAAAGAUGGUUUCCUUCAUACGGGGGACAUCGCAUAUGUUGACAACCAAGGAAAUUACUUUAUAGUUGAUCGAAAGAAAGAACUGAUCAAACAUAAUGGAAUUCAUGUAGCCCCAGCUGAACUAGAAGAAAUUCUACUUACACAUCCUAAAAUACUUGAUGCAGCAGUAAUAGGCUAUUAUUCUGAAAAAUGUCAAAAUGAGUUUCCCGUGGCAUAUAUUGUAACUAAGUUUGAAAAAAAUCAAUCUCUCAAAAAUGAAAUUUUAAAUUAUGUGAAUA